UCAAGAAUUCUCAUAUUCCUCUAUGACUCCAUAGACAUAGUGUAUUAUUCCCUGUUAAGAGAGAGAUUUUUCCCAUUUUGUAAGAUGGUGCAAAUGCUUCUCUUCUGUAACUCAUGUAUGGCACUCAGGAUUAGUUUCUGUUGCCCUUUCUGCUCACUAGAUUUUACGCUGGGCUUAAAUUAUAACCCAAGACAUCCAGGGGUGUUCUGGGUCUAACAAGGAAAAGAAAAAUAACUAUACCCUUUAAGAAUUGCAAAACAUAGCCAUCAUGAAUUGUCAGGACCCACCACAGUUUAAUUUAUUUGGGACAACUCUCCUGGGAUAUCAGACUAAACACCUGGUAAAGACCUUUGGGAAAACCAAUGGCUCAUCCUAGGUGAAGUAGAAUUGGCAGCAUUGUGGUGACACUUGGUGGAUGGAAUGAGGUGGAAAUCUGUCAGAUGAUGAUAUUUAUGAAAGGCCAAGAGGGUAAAGACAGGCUCAAAAGCACAAUAAGAAUGAUGGUAUAUCCUGGGGCAGGGGUGGGAAAGAGGAUGCCUAGGAUCACUUAACCUCCAUAAGCUGGUGGAUGGAAUCAUCAUGAAGGGCCAUAGGGGAGGAGCAGCAGCCAGGGGAGGUUGGCUACAGAGUGCUAUGGAGGUGGUUAACAGAGUAUGUCACCUCUAGGAGAAGAAUAAGUGGGUAGCCAAUAGGGGUACUGUUCAGUUUGUGCCAGCAGAAGAGGGUAAGAUGGACAUCUUAAGGGUUGUGUGCUAGCUUUUCCAUCAAAAGUCCCCAACACUAAUCCAGUUCCCAGAGGAGAGCAAGUUUUCUAACCCAGAACUCUCUGUAGUGGUCAUGAUGGCAGAGAAGGCUAUGAAUAGGCCCAACAGCAUGAACUCCUUUUUACCAAGGCUCUUUUAGUUAUUGCUGUCACCAGAUGGCACUCUUCCUCAAGAAUUCCUGUUGUUCAUUGGGCGGCAAGUUGAUGUAUUGAAUCCUUUCUGUUCUAGAAAGGUCAUAUAUUUAGUUUAGUAAGAAGAGACAUAUCCUGAAUGUGCAAUGGAUUUUUAUCCUCUCAAGGCUCCAGUUAGUACCAUUUUUCAAACAGAGUGUUUCGUGUUUGGUUUACCACCAUGGGAUAUCACAUAUCAAAACAGACCAGGAGUUCCUUUUCUCUCAAUGGAAGUAUGGAAUUGCAUGUAGGACUUUGUGAUCCCUCCCCUUUUUACCACAUACUCAAUCGCUCAGGAGAUGCACAAAUGCUAGAAUAUUGGAAUACCCAACCAAAGGUGCAAUUAAAAUGCCAAGUUAUGAGCGUACUCUGCACGUUUACAGAACCUCUGUAAAUACCUCUGCUAUGCAGUGUAUUAGUUGUAGCAAAACCUUUAAUGCUAUACUUUGUCCCUAGUGGGAAGAGUAGAGGGGGUGGAAGAGGUAAAGUUAGCAUCACUCCUGAUGACCCACUGGGGGACAUUUUGUUUCUUGUUUCUGAAAUUCUAUACUGUGCCUGAUUAGAGAUCCUAGUUCCCCAAAGGGUCAGUCUUUUUCUAGGAAGCACAUAGAAAGUCCCAUUGAACUCUAAACUGUGGCUGCUACUUGGUUUCUAUGGACUCCUUGUGUAUAUGGACUAGCGUGCAAGAUGAGAAAUUGCCAUCUUGCCUUUUUCUACUUCCUCGGCACAAAUCAUCCUUGAUUGGAUUUUCUGGAGGAAUAUAAGGUGUUAAUUAGUGACUAAAACCUAUCAAAAGAGGAAAAUAAAAGCAGGGUAUAGAGAGAAGUUGAACUGUGAAACUUAUUUUACAGCCAUUGCCUACUAGUGGGGAGCUUUGGAGCAAAUAUUAUUUGUCAGAGUGGUCCUGCGCCAAGUAGAAAUGCCUGGGGAUUUACACCCCUUCCUCAUUAAGUUGCUAAAUACUGACCACUCUCAGCAGAUGCUGAGAACUGAUACAUGGCACUGUCUGUUGAAUGUACCUCCUAGAGUGGGCCAUGAGUUCCUCCUGGAAGGGAGAUCAGAGUAAAGCAUCUAUGUGUCUACUUACAUGUGAUCUAUUCAUAUCACUGCCUUAGACCCCAGGGCCAGUUUUACGAUAAGCAGGUAGGACAGGCAUGUAAUCCUAUCACAUCACCUGGAAGCUGCUGCCUCAGAAAACAUUGGCUCUCAGCCAAGUUACUAAACAGAGGGAUGAUUGUUUUGGGUGGGAGCCUGAAAGUAUAUUUGGUAGAAGAUACAGCAUUGAUCUGGUGGCUAUUGAAUAGUGUUAUGUCUCUAAGAGUUAAAAAAAAAAAAAAAAAAAAAAAAGAAAAAUCUAGUCUUUCUUACAGAGCAGCAGAGAAAGAAGUUAUUGCACUUUUGGAUGUAAUCAGCCCUGAUAAGCAUGAAGAUCUAGGGACCUAAGACUGUUACUAGAUACCACAGAAAGGAUCAAGUGUGUCUGGAGGCUGGACAUUGCUAGGAUACCUUUUGGUAUGUCCACAAUCAGGGAAAACAGUAAAUGUGCAAUUGCAGCAAUCCAAGAUAACUAGGGGCUCAUACUUCUCAGAGAUUAAAUCUAGGCCAUUCCACUGGGUAAACAACCUAGGUUAGUAAAAGUAAUGAGGCAGGGAAAAAGAAAUGUAGAACAGGAUACAGGAGAGGGCCGAUGAACAGCACUUAACUACCUUGGCACCUCUUGGAGCCAUGGAACUUGAGCUUGUUUAAUAAGUUCUAGCUUUUUACUGAUCCUGUCAUUGUUGGUGUUUGUUUUUGUUUUUAGAGAGAUUGUGGCUGGCCAAUGGCUUGAGAUAUCAGAGAUUCCCAUUAAAUACAGCUUAUGCUAUCAGGUCCUCCCAUUUGUAUCAUUUAGACUUUGAAAAAAAUCCUUCCUUGGACUUUGGAAUGCAUUCUUCUCUGCAGUUAGAGACUCAUGAAUUGAUGGUGACUUUUGGGGAUAUGGCAGUGGUAAUGACACCAUUUGGGUCAUUUAGAGAGAGGAUAUGGAGUCUAAUUGUCCUGGAAGUAAAUCUUCUACAUAGAAUGCUAAAUCUACUACCCUUGAAGAAGAAACAUCCUGAAUUUGACUAUCUUGUUGAAUAUCUAGUGUUACUCUUUUUUUUCCCCCAGUAGUCCAUUUGUAUACCAGCUUUCACAGGUGGCAACAUGAACUAAAUUUAAGUAUUAGCUUUUAUCUAAUGAACAAACCUCAGAAACAGUGAGUUUAUUUAUCUCUUUUUUUUUAUUUUACCAUCACUUCUCAUGCAUAACUGCAUAAUAUAUCAUAGUCAACUUAUUUGCAAUUUAGCAGGUCUGAAAAAAAUGUAUAAUUAAGACCAUUUCUGAGAAACCAGUUGGAGACUGAGUCCUGUCCCUGUAGGAGGAUUCUUCAGCCACUAUGCCAACUGGCACAGAUGUUUCUCUUUCUUCAUAUGAUGAAGAUCAGGGAUCUAAACUUAUCCGAAAAGCUAGAGAGGCACCGUUUGUUCCCAUUGCAAUGGCCAGGUUUACAGCAAUUGUUGCAUAUGGAUUAUAUAAAUUGAAGAGCAGGGGAAAUACUAAAAUGUCUGUUCACUUGAUCCACAUGCGUGUGGCAGCCCAACACUUUGUUGUGGGAGCAAUGACUCUUGAUAUGGGGUAUUCCAUGUAUAAGGAAUUCUGGGCAAAGCCUAAACCUUAGAGGAAGAGAAGCUGUCUCAGUUUUGUUGGUGGUAUUUGCUUUACUUAGGCAUCUCAUAUUGAGUUUAUAUGUUUAUGUUGAAAAUAAAUUAUUUGAAUGGGUCAGAUAAUAUGGUAGUUUAAGAAUUGGCUUCCUUUCUUACAGGCUUGAUUUGACUGGUUACCAAAUUACUAGUGACCAAUGAACUAGCUAGGUCAUUCAGGGGAGUCACAUUAGCACAAAAGAAGAAACAUGUCACUUUUAAAUGGACUGGACAGUGGAAAAUAUGCUCCUCCUUAAACUCUUAUGAUAAAAUCAGUUAUAAAGAGGACAUUGUGCCAGUCCUGAAGUACUCCUAGUUGCUGAUUUAAUUCUAGUAUCAAAACAUGCUUUUGAAAAAAAAAAAUGCUUUUGAUGUUAUGUAGGAAUCCCAUUUAACUUUUUUCUGCCUAUUUUGCAGAUUGAUUGGGUACUUCAGUUUUUAGGAUUGGUUCGCUCUUAAUCCUUUCAGAACAGUGCAUGGAAUAUAGUAAGCUUCCCCACAACCUAAAAUACAUUUAUUUAAGCCACACCUAAAAAGCCAUAAAGAGCUGUUUAUAGAAGUAAUAU
This is a messenger RNA of Mustela lutreola (European mink), 4220 nucleotides long. Its product is annotated as HIG1 domain family member 1A, mitochondrial-like. Gene Ontology annotation, cellular component: mitochondrion. Lineage: Eukaryota; Metazoa; Chordata; Mammalia; Carnivora; Mustelidae. Gene Ontology annotation, biological process: negative regulation of apoptotic process; mitochondrial respirasome assembly. The transcript has a single exon. The record is from RefSeq and is a predicted model, not a curated record. The coding region runs from base 3351 to 3632 and encodes 93 amino acids.